This is a messenger RNA of Pseudomyrmex gracilis, 1335 nucleotides long. RefSeq names its product cilia- and flagella-associated protein 61-like. The record is from RefSeq and is a predicted model, not a curated record. The transcript has 8 exons. The coding region runs from base 16 to 1305 and encodes 429 amino acids. Lineage: Eukaryota; Metazoa; Arthropoda; Insecta; Hymenoptera; Formicidae.
CGAAUCUAAAUCCUGAUGAAGCACACGACAAAGUUUUCUUCUACGAUAACGAAGUAUGUGCUUGAAAAAGUACGCUUUAGCAUUUGCGUUAUUUAUCUGGUCAGUUGUUUAAAAAGAGCUCGUCUCUCGCUUUUGCCUUGGAUAAAGGUCGAUAUUGCAGUGACGAACGCUAUCUUACGAAGCGGAGUUCGAAUUUUUUCCGAAUGGAACAUGAUCGAUUGGACUCUGAAAAGUGACGACAAUGGGAAGUUGAUGAUAAAAAGCGUUGCGAUCAAAAAGCGAGACGAGACGAAAAUAUUGAACUGCGACGCUCUCUUUAACUUCGACGAAAAAACGAUCAACUCGGAAGCGUUUUCAGCGUUUUGCCGUGCCGGUCUCGUUUUCGACGGUCUGCUCGUAAUAGAUCUGCAGCACCGUACGAACGAUCCGUCGAUUUUUGCCGCCGGUACCGUGACGAAAUGGUCUAGAAGGUUUCGCAUCGACUCCUGGCACCACGAGCACUACGACAGCGUGGAGAUUGGCGAAAAACUCGCUCAAAUUUUACGCGGAAUGAUCGACGCUGAUCGACAGGACAAACAAAUUCCCGAUUUACUUUCCCCUUUGUCGAAGAAAGAAGUGCAUCUACCACUUCCAGCGUACCGUGCACCCGUUGUGAUCGCUUGCGUUCUACCAGGGAAUUAUUAUUAUUUGCACGUCCGCAAACCUGGAAAGAAACCACGGCGCGGAAUAACGAUUAGCGACAACUCUUAUGGUGAAAUAUUCGCAACCGGUUCUUGUAAAUCUGAAAUUGGGUAUUUUCGUAUUCGAUUGAACACAUGGAACUCCGUGGAAACUGUUACAUGCUUCAGUGGAAAGAUAUUCCGAGUGCGCGAUAUGAUCGCGUUACACGGAAAACACGAGAGCAUGUUGAACGAGCUGAGAUUCCGUUUUAGAAACUCGUGUAUUCCGGAUUUUUACGCGUACUUUCGCGAACCUUGGGCCGCGGCGAUUCUCCACGACCGAUUCGAAUAUCUGCGCAUCGAAAAUCGAGCUAUCCUACUGUCGCAGAACGACACUCACGAUGAUUCCUUGGUCAAUAAUUGCGUAAACGCUCUUAUCAAGUCCGAUUGGAAAGCGAUAUCUAAAGAAGAUAGCCGUUACAUCGAGUUCAAGUACGCAAGCUCGACUUAUCGUCAAGAACUUGAGAGAAAUCUCCUGAAUUUUCUGAUAUUUUGGGAAGACGAUUUUCCAAUGUACUAUACCCCGUAUAAGAAACGCCAAAUGUACAUGAACGUUGAGGAGAGUCCAUUGUAUUUUGAGCAAUAAAACAUUUUUUAACUAAUUUAUAUAUCAAUA